Tarenaya hassleriana is the source of this 3557-nucleotide messenger RNA. RefSeq names its product protein NRT1/ PTR FAMILY 4.6-like. The record is from RefSeq and is a predicted model, not a curated record. Gene Ontology annotation, molecular function: transmembrane transporter activity. Gene Ontology annotation, biological process: transmembrane transport. Gene Ontology annotation, cellular component: membrane. The coding region runs from base 1912 to 3360 and encodes 482 amino acids. NCBI's taxonomy places the organism in Eukaryota, Viridiplantae, Streptophyta, Magnoliopsida, Brassicales, Cleomaceae. The transcript has 3 exons.
CUCUCUCUCUCUCUCUCUCUCCAACCAUUAUAUAUAUAUAUAUAUAUAUAUAAUAAUGUUUUAUUGGUUAUAUAUAGCUCAUAUGCGGUAAUCUAUUUACAUAACGAAGACACUCUUAGCGGUCGAAAGUUAAUUAGUUUUAUCACUUGCAUAAGUGUUCAAUUAAUCUCCCUCUAGUUCUGCUUACCUUCAUGAUAAUAAUUAAUGAUGAUGAUAAAUAAUAUACAAUAGGGUUUGUUUGAGAAUAUCAUGCAUGCAUUACAUACGAAAAAUCUGGAAAUAUUUUUAGUUGAAUUUUAUACGUGAUGAUUAUAUGUGGAAAGACAACAACUAGGAAAAAAAAAUUAACCCAUCGUAUAAGUAGUAAUUAAUUAUAUUAACCUAGGCAUAUGCCAAAUGUGUAUAUAGCUCUUCUGCUUUCUAGUUAUUUAACGCCCUCAUAAUGUUUUGGUCAUUUUUGUUGACUUAAUGUCUCGACCGGCCACCAAAUAAUAAAUUCGUUCACACUCCGAUUAGGGGAUCCAUCGGAUUCAUAUAUAUAAAAGAAUAUAAAAUAUAUUUUAAAAAAGUAUUUUAUUUAAAAAUACAUUAAAAGAUACAAAUUCUUCUGACCAUAGUAACUAAAAGCAUAAAAUAUUCUUUAAAUUAUAUCUGGUUGCAAAUUCAACGAACCAUGCAUGCAUUUGGAUGCUAAUAUGCAUAACUAAAAAAGGAUCAACAAAGAUUGCGUGCCUAAUACGGUACACUCUCUGUGUGUGUAUAUAUAUAUACACACAUAUAUAUAUAUAUAUAGGUUAUACUCACGAGUCAGAUUUUUCAUACGCCACGUACGUAUUAGAACCGUAUUUGGGAAAUAUUAUUGGGUUUAGAAUCACUUUCAAGGGAUAAAAAGGGAAAUCUAACUUCAUGGAUUUCAGUAACAAAGUCAUAACACACAUAGGGGGGCCCUGUUAUCUUGAUUUAGCUCGACAGAAUCUUGUCUUUUAUGUUUCAUAGGGUAUGAAAUUGUGUAGAAUUUGACACUUGUAAGCUCCAAACUCUGCCACGUAGGUACAAAAAGGACAAAAAGACAUAAAGAGAAACGUGUAAUUUAUUAAAUGCUAUGCUAUGCAUGAAUAUGGCCUGUCCCAUCCACGUUUUGGAUUAUUUUUAUAAAAAAAAAUAGUCAUAUCACCACCGGUUAUAAUCGUAUUUGCACAUGCAAUGUAUAAACUCUAAAAUGCAUGGAUUAGAGAAUUUGGAUUACGCAUUGACCGAAUACGUACCAUUAAUAACAUGAAAAUUAGUCUUAAAAAAAAUCAAUCACAUCAGUUAGCCAAAAUAUAAUAUAAGGUGUUAUGUUAUAUAUGUAAAAAAAAACGUUUAUUAUGCAACGGUUGAGGAAAAUAAGCCAAUGAGAAGAGCACACGAAGGAUUUGUUUGUCGAGACAUCAAAUGCAUAACGACGUUUCAUCGUUUUUAACGGUUUCUGUUUUUGUCCCUUUGGGUUGGGCCUGGACACUAGACCAGACCUUGGCCCCUCGUGCUUCUCACGUGACUUUGGGCCCAUCUUUCUUCAAUUCCCCCAAAUUAUGCCACGUGUCUAUUUGUUUAUUUGUUCUGCAACAAAAGAUUAUUUUUUUUUUGAAAUGCUUCAAAACAAUUCGAACAAGUGCAUGUAUUUUAUCCUUUUUUUUUUCACUGAUACAUAGUUGACUAUUUGGCAUACGAUUCUCCUUCUCUUUAUAAGAAAGUAUACGAAUACGAUUCUUCACUCUCGACACUUCAUAUUGUAAUGCAAGUUCUAUGGUUUCAGUUAAUAUAUAGAAAGACAGUAGAUAUUGAUAUUUCAGAUUUUUUUUUUAUAAUCCGGAAGUCUACCGAGUUUUUUGUCCGACUACAUCUUCCAGAGAAUCGGAAAAAUCUAUGUGAAUGCCUCUUUCCAAGGGACUAAUCCUGCUCACAGUUCAAGCUCGCACUCCAUCGCUAAUGCCACCAUCGUGCCAAGGAACCGCCGAGCCAUGCGAGCCGGUGGGUGGGCUAAAGGCGGCGACUCUGUUCGUAGGGCUGUACCUAGUGGCUCUUGGCGUCGGUGGAAUCAAAGGGUCGUUGCCUUCUCACGGAGCGGAGCAGUUCGACGAGACCGCGCCAAAGGGUCGAAGACAGAGGUCGACAUUCUUCAACUACUUCGUGUUCUGCCUGUCGUGCGGUGCUCUGGUGGCUGUCACGUUAGUGGUGUGGCUCGAAGACAACAAGGGAUGGGAAUGGGGGUUUGGUGUCUCCACCAUUUCAAUCUUUGUCUCCAUUCUUGUAUUUCUCUCCGGUUCGAGAUUUUACAGGAACAAGAUCCCUUUUGGAAGCCCUCUCACCACCAUCUUGAAGGUUCUAUGUGCUGCUGCUGUGAACACUUGCACGAGUAAAAGUUCAAGCAACGCCAUUGUUAACUUGGCCGUGAGCCCUUCCAACCACUGCGUCUCGAAGGGGAAAGACCAAUCUGAAGAAGAGAUCGAGAAGACGAAUCGUCAUCGUCAUCUAGAAGCUUCUCCAGUUCUAAUUACCAACAGCUUGAGAUGUCUGAACAGAGCCGCAGAAGAGAAACCGGUCCACACAUCGCUAGAAUGCACGGUCGAGCAGGUCGAGGACGUGAAGAUUGUGCUUAAAAUGCUUCCGAUAUUCGCAUGCACCAUAAUGCUCAACUGUUGCUUAGCUCAACUAUCCACUUUCUCGGUCCAACAAGCCGCGACCAUGAACACUAAGCUCGGGAAACUAAAGGUGCCUCCCGCUUCUCUCCCGGUCUUCCCUGUCGUGUUCAUCAUGAUUCUUGCACCGGUCUAUGACCAUCUAAUCAUUCCCUUUGCUCGGAGAGUGACCAAAUCUGAAAUGGGUGUCACUCAUUUGCAACGUAUCGGUAUCGGUUUAGUCCUUUCGAUCUUGGCCAUGGCCGUGGCUGCAGUGGUCGAGAUUAAACGAAAGAGAGUGGCCACAGACAUGGGAUUGCUUGGCUCGCAAGAAACCUUACCCAUCUCAUUCCUCUGGGUCGCCUUUCAAUAUCUGUUUCUGGGUUCGGCCGAUCUGUUCACGUUAGCCGGUUUGCUAGAGUUUUUCUUCACAGAGGCGCCUUCCUCGAUGAGAUCUUUGGCGACAUCUCUCUCUUGGGCAUCGUUGGCAAUGGGGUACUAUCUAAGUUCGGUUGUCGUUUCAGUAGUGAAUAGCGUGAGUGGCCGAUCAAGGCACGAGCCAUGGCUCGAGGGCGAAAGCCUAAACCAUUACAAACUCGAUAGGUUCUAUUGGCUCAUGUGCGUUCUAAGCGCGGCUAACUUCUUGCAUUACCUCUUCUGGGCGAUGCGUUACAAGUACAGAUCAACAGGGGUUAUAAGCUGAUGUCAUUCAGAAAUGACAUUUGCCUAAUUAAACCGGAAUACUUUUUGAUUAUAUAUAUUCAUCAAUGGUUCGAUAUGAUCGUGAUAUAGUUUUGAUCAGAAUGUUGUACUACUCCUCCAAGGAAGGAAGAUUUUGUACUCAAAAGGGGGAAUAGAUGCAUAUAGCAUCAUUUUGGACAAGCAAUGUUUUGAUAUUCA